AUGCCGCUGCGGGAGUACCUCGCCAAGGUGCGCGAAGACGACGCGGCGUCCUCUUCCUCUUCUUCUUCUCGUUCUCCUCCCACUCCCACUCCCACGCCGCCGCCGCGAUUAGUGUUCUGUCAUCGGUCGAGCACGUUCGCGUCCGCGGUGAGGUUGCUCUCCGACGCGCGAGCGCACCACGCGUUCGUGUUGAGAGACUGCGACGGCGACGCGGCGGUCGCGGCGAGCGCGGUCGCGGCGCGGACCGUGGGCGGGGUGGACGUCGCCGUAGACGAUCUGUGCGGGAUUAUCACGCUCACGGACGUCCUGAGGAGGAUCUGCUUCGAGGACGCGUGCGAGUGA
Micromonas pusilla CCMP1545 is the source of this 342-nucleotide messenger RNA. RefSeq lists its product as uncharacterized. The record is from RefSeq and is a predicted model, not a curated record. The transcript has a single exon. The coding region runs from base 1 to 342 and encodes 113 amino acids. NCBI's taxonomy places the organism in Eukaryota, Viridiplantae, Chlorophyta, Mamiellophyceae, Mamiellales, Mamiellaceae.